AUGCUCGGCUCAUCGAGCAAUCCUGAGCCGCCACUCCUUUCGCGGAUUAUUGGAGUCGCGCCGCCGCCGCCACCGCGCGCGCCAACAACUGCAUUAGUUCUACGAAUACCGCCGGCGGGGAGUCCGUCGAAAAAGAAAUCGCCCGACACUCGCAAUAAAUAUCAAGAAACCGCUCUCAAAGACAAGAAAACUCGCACUCCACUCGAAAAAUCCAGACACCUCGACAAUCUCCCAUCUUAUCAGGCUCAAAAGUUACUCGACGGGUCGCAUCAACUUCGCAUCGAUUCGCAUCACGUUGGAGCACCCGGACACGGAACAGGUUCUGGUCACGGGCAUAAAAAAGAAUUUGGACCAGCCAUGAUAUUAUAUUAUCUGGCGUCCGCAUUCCGUGCGCUCUAUCCAAGAUUAGAUGAUGAUUUUGUCGAUAAACUCAAUUAUUACUACACUACUACAAUACUAGCUUCAUUCGCUCUGCUUGUUUCGGCGAAGCAAUAUGUUGGCUUCCCUAUUCAAUGUUGGGUGCCAGCGACAUUCACAGAUGCUAUGGAACAGUACACUGAAAACUACUGUUGGGUGCAGAACACUUAUUGGGUUCCUAUGCAGGAAGACAUUCCUCGAGAAAUAUAUUCUCGACGAAAUCGCCAAAUUGGUUAUUACCAAUGGGUUCCGUUCAUAUUAGCCAUCGAAGCUCUAUUAUUCUACGUUCCAUGCAUUCUCUGGAGAGGCCUUCUUUAUUGGCAUAGCGGAAUCAAUUUGCAAGGUCUUGUCCAAAUGGCGUGCGACGCUCGUCUUAUGGACUCGGAAGUGAAGACGAGAACUGUUUAUACAAUGGCGCGGCAUAUGCAGGAUGAAGUUCAGCUGACCAAUAUUGAUCGUCAAACUCAUAGUCGGAGUUGCUUCUCGAACUUGCAAAUGGGAGCGAAUUGCGGACGCCAUUGUGGAUGCUACGUCACAAUGCUUUACAUUGGAAUUAAGGUGCUCUAUUCUGCAAAUGUGUUGCUUCAAUUUUUCCUCCUUAAUCACUUGUUGGGCUCCAACGAUUUAGCUUAUGGAUUCUCGCUGCUCAAGGAUUUGAUGCACGAAAUCGAGUGGGAACAAACCGGAAUGUUUCCGCGAGUGACGCUCUGCGACUUUGAGGUCCGAGUCCUUGGUAAUAUACACCGCCAUACUGUUCAAUGCGUCUUGAUGAUCAAUAUGUUCAACGAGAAAAUAUUUUUGUUCCUUUGGUUCUGGUUCCUCACCUGCGGAAUGAUAACAGUAUGCAAUACGAUGUAUUGGAUCUUGAUAAUGUUCAUUCCAAGCCAGGGAAUGUCAUUUGUUCGUAAGUACCUUCGAGUUCUACCCGAUCAUCCAGCAAAGCCGAUUGCCGACGAUGUGACUCUUCGAAAGUUCACCAACAACUUUUUAAGAAAGGAUGGAGUAUUCAUGCUGAGAAUGAUCUCCACGCAUGCCGGCGAGCUUAUGAGCAGCGAGCUGAUACUUGCUCUCUGGCAGGACUUCAACAAUGUCGAUCGAAGUCCAACACAAUUUUGGGAUGCUGAACACGGUCAGGGAACGCUUGACUGA
Molecule: messenger RNA, 1566 nt
Organism: Caenorhabditis bovis
Lineage: Eukaryota; Metazoa; Nematoda; Chromadorea; Rhabditida; Rhabditidae
Source: the annotation of a GenBank genome assembly